Daldinia caldariorum is the source of this 2064-nucleotide messenger RNA. RefSeq names its product ribonuclease H2, subunit B. The transcript has a single exon. The coding region runs from base 228 to 1601 and encodes 457 amino acids. Gene Ontology annotation, biological process: RNA catabolic process; ribonucleotide metabolic process. Gene Ontology annotation, cellular component: ribonuclease H2 complex; nucleoplasm. The record is from RefSeq and is a predicted model, not a curated record. Lineage: Eukaryota; Fungi; Ascomycota; Sordariomycetes; Xylariales; Hypoxylaceae.
CUUUAAUAAAGCCUUCAAUUGUUACAUAUAUCCAGGUACCUUACAUAAGAAAAUACCCUUGAUAUCCCGUAGAUAGGUUGGAUAGCAUAAUUUACCUACCUUACCGUAGGUAAUUACCUAACCCAAGACCAUUAAGCUUGACCAAUUGGAUAAUUUAGAAUUUAUUACGCUAGGUAUUAUUGCUCUAAAAACACCAGUUAUAAAAGAACAUUUUACAAACCGGCGCCAUGGCAAGGACGACAAGGUCAAAGGCGAGCGCAUCAACCGCUACGACAUCAGAUUCAAAGUCAACACCGUCUAACAACACCAAGUCGAAAUACACAUUACCUACAGAAUCUACAAAUCCACCUAAGCUUUUCAUACUUCCUACUAGCGCUACAAAAGACGCGAAAAUAGUCUCACUAUUAAACCCAAGAUACGCGAAGCCGACGAGGUAUCUAGUAUGUCCCGAAACCGGUAUCUACGAAUUCACCAGAAUCGCUGCGCCCAAGGCAACGCCCAGAAGUUGGUUAAUAGAAUGCGGGAAUACGGGCAAAGUGGAAGAGAAGACAAGAGAAGAUAGCGAAGAUAGUGCUGAACUCGGUGCUUAUAUCACUAAAGGGGCUGACCUAUAUGUCGCAACCCUUAUCGACCCGAUGUUCCUUCUUCUACCCGCGUUCGCCGACCAAUCUGCCAAUACCAAAGAUGGAAAGCGAAUGUUCGUAUCUAGCGACGACCAUCUCGAUUCUAUACGCGACAAGUCUCCACAUCUAUCUGAAAUAUUACGAUGGGGAAACGUCCGGACGUUGCUAGAGUCGCGGAUGGCCGCGAUAUGCGACACGGCGGAAGCAGGCGACGAAACCAUGUUCCGCUUUAACGAAGAUAAGCUCUUAACUGAAGUCCUGAGCAAAGCACAAAAGAUGAGCGAACAACCGUUGCCGAAGAGCAUGGAGGAGAAGUUCGUGACUAAAGCUUUGGAAGCACCAGUUGUGGGUGUGAAGAGAGAGAAUACGACGACACUGUCUGUCUCCCAGACGGAAACACAAACACAGUCCGAGACCCCUGCAUCCACUUCAACGGCAUCGACCCCUAAACCUGAGUCUGUUGAAAGCCAGUCUUCCACCACAUCUACAGGGACAGCUCCAAGUCUCGUAUCGGAAGUAUCUACGGCCGCUACCUCGGUCGUCGAAGAGUCGGUAACUACCACCACAGCAGAACUUAAGCCCUCACUCGGCGCCUCUCCAGAAAUCAUAGCCCUACAACGCCUGCGCACAGCCUUCCACUUCAUCUGCUCGUGCUACCUCGCCCCGCCACAAGCCGCACAGCUCCAGGCGAAGCUCACGGAGCAAAAACCCCCGCCGGUCGACUUCGCGCCCUUAGACGAUUACCUCGAGGAGGUCAGCAAGCUGCGGCAGGAACUAGCCGCGGCGCGCAGCGUGGGCGAUUACUCGAGAAAGCGCGUGCUGGACGAGGAGGAGCUGGCCGACCGCGCCGAGAAGAAGCGGCGCAAGGAAGAGGAGGAGAAGCGGAAGAAGGCCGGCGAGAGCAAGGGCGUCAGAGAUCUCAAGAAGGUAAAUACGGCGGGGAUGAAGAAGAUGAGCGAUUUCUUCAAGAAAAAGUAGACUACCUACCGGACACAAGAAAUAAUAAUUGGCGUUCGGGAACGGUAUGCAUGGCAUGAAAACGUGUGUAUAGUAUGGUAUUUGGGUUGCUAGGCGUAGUUUUUGGGAUAUAUGUAUAUGUGCCCCGUUCAUCAUCAUUCAUGUAUACCUGAAGUUAGGUAGACAGUUGGCAUAAUCAUCAAAUCAAGCCCAUUUGAAGGCCCUACAAUCAUAUCCGUCCAUCCAUCCAUCCAUCCAUCCAUACAACCCCCCUUUUAAUAGCCUCGCGUCCCUCUUGAUCUACCUCUCAAGAACCCUCGACCAAUCCCCGACGUACCUCUAGCCGUACUCGUCGAGCUCGUGUCUGCUGCGGACGUAGGCCGGCUCGAUACGGAGGAGUACGCGCUCCGCCCCGUGGUCGUUGUUCUGCCUCUGAUACUACCAACCCUACUGCUUCUCGUCCCGCGCACUGUUCCCCUGGUGC